Molecule: messenger RNA, 1290 nt
Organism: Antrostomus carolinensis (chuck-will's-widow)
Lineage: Eukaryota; Metazoa; Chordata; Aves; Caprimulgiformes; Caprimulgidae
Gene: CCDC13
Product: coiled-coil domain containing 13
Exons: 9
Biological process (GO): non-motile cilium assembly; cytoplasmic microtubule organization
Cellular component (GO): centriolar satellite
Source: RefSeq, a predicted model, not a curated record
AUUGCUUGAGGUUGAGAACGAGCAGCUCCAGGAUCAGCUUCGAGAGAUCCAAGAUGAGAACUGCAGACUGUACAAACUCAUGACAGAGAAAGAUUUUGAAAUAAAGCAACUCCAGAAAAAAAUACAGGAGAACAGAUUGGCUUUGUCAGGGGCAUCUGGUUUAGCUGGAGAUGUUGCAGCUACUAAAAUAGUUGAAUUGGCCAAAAGGAAUCGUGAAAUAACUGCCGAGACUGAGAGUGAAAAAGCCAAAGUGAAGCAACUGAAUAACAAAGUCAAAGAGCUGGAGAAAGAACUACAGAUAGCCGUGGAAAAAAUACAUUCUCUUGGAGGUGGUGAUGGAGGAAUCAAGCAAUCAACUCUGAAGAUGAUAGAAGGAAACUUGGCUGAAAGUCCAGAAAUGAAAGCAUUGCAAGAAAAAUUAACCACAGCCAACUUUAAAGUGAUGGAGUAUCGUAACCAACUCCAAUCUGCAAAACAGGAACUGAAGAUGACCCAAAAGCUUUUAGCAAAUGAAGUUGGUGAAGAUGUCAAUAUUCAAAGUCUCAUGGCCAAUUCUGGCAGCUGGCGUGGACGAGCCCAGCAGAUUCUUGUUCUCCAAAGCAAGGUUCGAGAGCUGGAGAAUCAGUUGGGUCAAAACAAGACCAGAACAUCACUGAGUGAGAUUGAUGAGGAAUUGCUGGCACUUACUGAUCCAAGGAAGUUGUCAGCCAGAGAGAAGAACUUGUUGAAGAUUCACAGCUUGGAAAAAGAAAAGAAAGAAACCUUGGAGAAACUCACUGGGGAACAUGAUGCUCUGCAAAAAAGUCACGAGGAAGUGAAAAAAAAACUUGAUGCAUCAAAAGCCAGGAACAAAGUUCUGUGCAGUGAAGUGAAAAACCUGAAGGGACAGAUCACAACCUUGCUGGAGAAAGGAAAACACGACGAUGAGCUCAUAGAUGCUUUACUGAGCCAACAGAAGCAAAUGCAGGAGAUCUUAAAGCACUUGAGCCAGAAGGAUGAGAAGAACAAGGAGUCCCACCAGAUGCUAGGGCAGCACUUGAACAAUGAUGUUCAGCAUAAAAACUGCCUUAUAGAGCAGCUCAGACAGAUGGUGGGUGAACGAGAAGCAAAGAUUAAAGAGCUGGAAAAGAAGAUGGAGCAACUCACACUUCAGAAGAAAUCUGCCCAUCAAGAAGAAGGUUCAGAAGCUGCUGAUACACCACUUUCCGAACACUCAGAAGAUCCAGGUUUUACCCUGCUUAAACCUCUGGCAUCAGACAGCAAUCAGGUUGGAAGGAUUGGAUCUGCUCG